Conger conger (European conger) is the source of this 2247-nucleotide messenger RNA. It is a transcript of the gene laptm4b, whose product is annotated as lysosomal protein transmembrane 4 beta. The record is from RefSeq and is a predicted model, not a curated record. Gene Ontology annotation, cellular component: lysosomal membrane. The transcript is spliced from 7 exons. The coding region runs from base 173 to 850 and encodes 225 amino acids. Lineage: Eukaryota; Metazoa; Chordata; Actinopteri; Anguilliformes; Congridae.
GAUUAAUGUUGUGCUGCGGAGAGGGAAAGUAGACAACGGAAACAUCAGAGGAUUUAGGACAGCUCCGAUCUAAUGCAGCGACACUAAGGACGAGAAUUCCGAUAGUCGAUUUACUGAACAAAAUACUAAACCAUCAAUACUAUACAUGAAAUAGCUUUCUCCAGCCCGAAAGAUGAUUUCCCCGUGGGACCGAUGGUACUCGACCAGCUGCUGUCUCUGCUGUCAUGUCCGAACGGGAACCAUUAUUUUGGGGAUAUGGUACAUGCUCAUCAACGCGGUCGUGCUGCUCAUCCUCCUUACAGCCCUCAGUGACCCAGACCAGUACCACUACCAGCUGACCAAGGCUGAGCUGGCCAACAGCUUCCAUGUCAUGGACGAUGCCAAUAUUUGCAUUGCCGCAGCGAUCUCCCUGCUUAUGAUCCUCAUAUGUGGGAUGGCGACAUACGGUGCAUAUAAGCAACAUGCUGCUUGGAUCAUUCCUUUUUUCUGCUACCAAAUCUUUGACUUUAUCCUUAACACCCUGGUGGCAGUUAGUGUUGUGGUCUACCCCAACACCAUUCAGGAUUAUCUUCUGCAGCUACCUGGGAACUUCCCCUACAAAGAGGAGAUCAUGUCCACGAACAACACGUGCCUAGUCUUUAUGGUGCUCCUCUUUGUCGGUGGCAUCCUGGCCUUCAAGGCAUACCUGAUUGGCUGUGUGUGGAACUGCUAUAGAUAUGUGAGCAGAAGAGGUACCACAGAGGUCUUGGUGUAUGUCACCACAAACGACACCACAAUGCUGCUACCCACAUAUGAUGAAGUUGUGGCCAUCCCACCAAAGGAGCCUCCACCCCAGUAUGUUUCCGCAUGAGAGGGCCUCAUCUCCGGCACCACCAGCAGAACAGAAACGGUGUCCGUCCACUGUAGCCACAGACUGAACCAGGCUCUUACAUUCUCUUCAAUUCUCUGGAAACAUUUGUGCUUCUUUGAGGUGUCUUCCGUCGAUGCAGUUUUUCCGAUGAUACGUUCCUGUUUCGAAUCCUAUUUGCACUUUAAGCAACGUUGUGUGCUCCUAUGCUUGUCUCCCUGGGUAUCUGUUAAUACUCUUAUCCUCUGAUUCAGAGUCAACCUGAGGGGAAAAAAACUCGAAAUCAAGUGCAGAUGAUUCAUGAUGAUAAUAAUAACCAGAUUAGAUAAAGCAGAUCAAGUAAUAAUAACCUUUUUUAAUGGAAAUUGCCCUUGUACCCACUGAAUGUAUGGACGUUUUUAGUUAAGUCCUGGACAGAUACAGAUUUUUAGAAACAUAAUGCAAGAACUUUCAGUGGUAUAAAAUAGUUCACUCUGCUUGUAUCAUCAGUGGAUCGUAGAAGUAAACUAUUAUUCACAAGGUCAUUUACCCUGUUUUAAACUGUCCCUCUCUUUGUAGUGUUCGGUCAUUGACUUCAGAAACAAAAUCCUUUCCCAUUGAGGGAGUUUUAUAUUAAAAAAACUUAUUUAAAAACAAUAUACAUAAUAUUUCAGAGAAUGGGAGGGUUCCAAAGAAUUACACCCACCUGAAAACUGAAGUGAUCAUUAUAAUGAUCUGAGAUAUAUGUCAUAUGUGCUGUGUGUACAUUAAGUAAAUAUUAUGAAGAUGUUGCCAUGCAAAAUGUCGGUUAAAAUGUGUCGCGUUAAGUCUUCCCUGUAAGUGUCAUUGCCGGGAGUUUGUGUUUUUCACUAUUUGUACAGUACCUGUUAUCUUUGCUGUGGAGCUGUUUUUUUACUCCAAGGUGCAAAUUUUGUGUGCUACUACUAAAUCCCGGGAGGCCUUUGAAUGACACUGAAAAUCUGAUAUUCUUAUAUGAAUGCAAACAUCAACAUAAUUUACAGCUAAUAUGGUUUAGACCCAAGGCAACAAACUGUAGCAUACAAUACUUUCACCUAUGACCCCUUUACCCUUUAGUAUGUUCAAUAACUCCUUCUUGCUUGUGUGUUUUGAGAUGAUUGUGAGGGAUUAUAUGGUUUAAGGAACUUAACUGUGAAUUUAAUAUGCAGCUCAUACCAUGCAAUGUCUAAGGACAGUAUAUGACUCUUCCAAGAGCGUUGGCCCAAUAUGAAAUCAUUUUUUUCCCCCAGCUAUGCAAGAGUAUGCAUAGUUUACUGAAAAAGAAAAAAGGAAUUCCUGGAUUUUUUUAAAUUAGUACUGACCACUGCGGACAGCAUCUUAGAAAGUGAGAUCACUACUGUUUUUAUUCUAUUCAAAUAAUAAAUACCUUAUAACGACCUUUA